This is a messenger RNA of Cavia porcellus (domestic guinea pig), 6770 nucleotides long. It is a transcript of the gene Rcbtb2, whose product is annotated as RCC1 and BTB domain containing protein 2. The transcript has 13 exons. The record is from RefSeq and is a predicted model, not a curated record. NCBI's taxonomy places the organism in Eukaryota, Metazoa, Chordata, Mammalia, Rodentia, Caviidae. Gene Ontology annotation, molecular function: protein binding. The coding region runs from base 201 to 1856 and encodes 551 amino acids.
CCCUCCCCUCGCCAGCACUGCCCUUCCUUCCCCUCCUGACCCGCUGGGAACCGAGUGCGCCAGGCCAAGGUCCGGCCGCUAAGGGGGUGGCGCCAGCUCCCGGUGCUGCCGGGCCCGAGACCGAGCAGUAACCGCGACCCAAGAGGCGGAGCACACGCAGCGCGGCUCUGCGCUGAGGGACUGCACAGGACUGAGGCCAUAUGGAAGAAGAACUUCCUCUUUUCUGUGGAGACAGUGACAAGUCAGUACAGGCUACCGUGCCAUCUUUGAAGAUGUUAGAUGUGGGGAAGUGGCCAAUUUUUUCGCUGUGUUCCGAGGAGGAACUGCAAGUGAUCCGUCAGGCUUGCGUCUUUGGCAGUGCUGGCAAUGAGGUGUUAUACACCACAGUGAAUGAUGAGAUUUUUGUGCUUGGCACAAACUGCAGUGGCUGUCUGGGGUUAGGUGAUGUCCAGAGCACGCUUGAGCCUCGGAGACUGGAUUCUUUAAGUGACAAAAAGAUAGCUUGCCUCAGCUAUGGGAGUGGUCCACACAUCGUCCUUGCAACAACAGAAGGAGAAGUCUUUUCCUGGGGUCAUAAUGCGUAUGGCCAGCUGGGGAAUGGGACAAUUAAUCAUGGUUUAGUGCCCUCUCAUAUCUCUACUAAUUUGUCAAACAAACAAGUCACUGAAGUUGCCUGUGGGUCUUACCAUUCUUUGGUGCUAACAUCUGAUGGAGAGGUGUUUGCCUGGGGCUAUAACAACUCUGGGCAGGUAGGAUCUGGAUCCACAGCUAAUCAGGCGAUUCCUCGAAGAGUCACUGGCUGCUUACAGAAUAAAGUGGUUGUGAACAUAGCAUGUGGGCAGAUGUGCUCAAUGGCAGUGGUGGACACAGGGGAGGUCUAUGUCUGGGGUUACAAUGGGAAUGGGCAGCUGGGACUUGGCAGCAGUGGCAACCAACCAACCCCUUGUAGAGUAGCAGCUUUGCAGGGCAUUCGUGUGCAGCGGGUUGCCUGUGGCUACGCACACACAUUAGUAUUAACAGAUGAAGGGCAAGUGUAUGCUUGGGGUGCAAAUUCUUAUGGCCAGUUGGGUACUGGCAAUAAAAGCAACCAGUCCUAUCCGACCCCUGUCGUUGUGGAAAAGGACAGGAUCAUAGAGAUCGCAGCCUGUCACUCCACCCACACGUCUGCUGCCAAGACCCAGGGGGGCCACGUGUACAUGUGGGGCCAGUGCCGGGGCCAGUCGGUGACCCUCCCGCACCUUACCCACUUCUCCUGCACCGACGAUGUGUUUGCCUGCUUCUCCACGCCUGCUGUCACCUGGCGCCUCCUCUCUGUGGAACCUGACGACCACCUCACCGUGGCGGAGUCCCUGAAGAGGGAGUUUGACAACCCGGACACUGCAGAUCUGAGGUUUCUGGUUGAUGGAAAAUACAUUUAUGCACAUAAAGUUCUCCUCAAAAUUAGGUGUGAGCAUUUUCGUUCUUCGUUGGAAGACAGUGAGGACGAUAUUGUAGAAAUGAGUGAAUUUUCAUACCCUGUAUACCGAGCCUUCCUGGAAUACCUGUACACAGACAGCAUCAGCCUUUCUCCUGAGGAGGCAGUAGGAUUGCUAGAUUUGGCUACAUUUUAUAGAGAAAAUCGUUUGAAAAAGCUCUGCCAGCAAACCAUCAAGCAAGGAAUCUGCGAGGAGAAUGCCAUCGCUCUGCUCUCAGCUGCUGUGAAAUAUGAUGCCCAGGACUUGGAAGAAUUUUGCUUCAGAUUUUGCAUAAACCAUCUGACUGUUGUAACACAAACUGCAGGCUUUGCAGAAAUGGACCAUGAUCUCCUGAAGAACUUCAUCAGCAAAGCCAGCAGAGUUGGAGCAUUUAAAAAUUGAUCCUCACCUGCAUAAAGGAUAGAGUUUUAUGACCCUCUGUUUUCCCUGCAGAACACUUGGUGAUGAAUAAUUCUCCUUAGCAAUAUUUAUGAUGCACUAGGCUGAAUGUGUUAUGUCAAGAGGAUGAUAGUUGGUCUUCUCCAUCUGCUGAAAUGCAGGGUUUACAUAGAAAACAUUGAAUUCUCUGAUCAGAUGUGGCUGUAAGGAAAAAUACACAAACGUCUUACCAUAUUUGUUAUUUUUUUCUUUUGAGUCACUGAAGCUGGAUCGCUUUGAUCCAUUGGUGUUUUGGCCGGUGCCGCUGUGGCCAAUGAGCCAUUAUUCAGCAGGCUGAUGCCGUAAAGCUAGGCAAGCAUUGCUGUCACUACAUUUCUGGAUCCGCACAGAGCCUUGCGGAUAGUAGGCACUCCAGCAAUUUACUGUAAAUAUUAAGGGUGGCUUGAGGAUAGAUUUAUUUGUGGAAUACUGGAUGAAGGAGCAAGUUACACAAGUUGAAAACAGCCUAUAAUUACCGAGGUUCAUGCUCUUCUGAUACACUGUUCUGAGAAAUAGUGACUAAUUUAGUGCAGUGACGGCGAAGUUUUGCGAGCUUUCAGUGGUAACAGACGGCCCACUGGGGCGUGUGCCACAGGUCCCCCACCGCUGACGUGGAGCAUUAAUUGGAAUCCACCAACCGUCAACGACUCAAGGGCUAAUUUUAAUUUUCUAUUUAUUCUGAGACAUUAAUUUCUCACAUGGAAUUACUGAAAUAUUAUCUCUGAAUGAAAGUGAUUUCUGGGCUCAUCUGUCUUAUGUAAUUGUAUAAAUUUCAUUUCUUUGUGUUAAGGAGAAUUUGCUUCUGUGAGUAGGAAUGACUGUUUUUCUUGUCAUUGACUUUUAUGGCACUGCACAAGAGGUCACUUAGCCUGGCACUAGUAUAAGUGUACUAGAUGAAAAGGAAGUGAGGCAUUUCACGGACAGAUUAACACGACAAAGGUGUUACACUGUUUAGAUCAAAACAGAGUGCUCAAUUGUAAAGGAGAAACUCAAAUGGUAAGUAGCGUCGAGUCUUGAUAUUGUAUCACAGUAUGAUGCUAUAGAAAGAAAACGCUUCAGAACUGUUUGAUAAUAAAGUUUCUCUUUUGCACAUAAUAGAAAAAAUGUGAUUUUUUAAAAUCCCUAAGCAGCAAAGUAAUACCAGAGACUUCAUGUCUCUUAGAUAUAUAUAAAUCCAAUUUGUUUUUUAAAGCUGUUUUUCAGAUAGUUUUAUAAGAAAAUCAAUUAAACAUAAAUGGUUUGUUUAAAAACCCAAUCACUAUUCAUAUUAUUGCUUUUUAUUGAUGAGGUUACUUUUAAGAUGUUUUAUGAGAAAUUUUAAGUUUACAGCAAUACCGAGAGCAAGACACAGAGAUGUCCCGUUUACCCGACCCCUACGUGUGCAUAGUUUCUCUCUCUGUCCGCGUCCUUCAGAGAGAUACAUUUGUUUUAAUUGGUCAGCUGCACUGAAGUCCACAGUUCACAUGAGGGUCCACUCUUCGCGUUGUAUUCUUUGGGUUUGGAUAAAUGUAGAAAGGCAUGAAUCUAGCACUACAGUGUCAUACAACAUAGCUUCACUGCCCUAAAAAUCUCGCACGCUCCACCUGUUUGUCCCUCCCCUGCGCUCACCGCUGGCAGCCACGUUUCCUGAAGGUCAUGACUGCUCUUUUAUAGCAUGGUGGCCUUUCUAUGUAAUUCUUUACAUUUAGGACUGUGCCAUUCAGAUCCCCUCAUGCCUUGUUACAGCUCGAUAGCUACUUUUCUCGUCAUACUGAGUAAUAUUCCACAGUGUGAGUGUACAACAGUUUAUUCAGUCAUUUUUGAAGAACAACUUGGUUGCUUCCAAGUUUUGACCAUUAUGAAUAGAGGUGCUACAAACCAACAAGGUACAACCUUGUGCAGACUUAAGUUUUCAGUUUCUUUGGGAAAAUGCCAAGAAGUAUGACUGCUGUUGAUGUGCUACAAGGAUAUUUAGUUUUUAAGAAACCUCAACUGUUUUCCAAAGUGCCUGUAGCAUUUUGCAUUCUCACCAGGAACGAAUGAGUCACUGCUGCCACAUCCCCAGCAGCAUCUGGUGGUCUCAAGUUCUGGCCAUUCUGCUAGGUCUGUAGUGUUAUCUAGUGUUGUGUUAACUUCUACUUCCCUGACGACAUGAUGAGGGGAUCUUUUCAGAUGCUCAUGUGCCAUUUGUCUGCUUAGGUUUUUGCCCCAUUUUUUGAGUUAUUUUCCUGCUGUUUGAGUUCUUUUAUAUUUCGAGUAACAGUCCUUUAUCAUAUGUCUUUUGCAAAGAUCUCCUCUCAGUCUGGGGUCAUUUUUGAAUCUUUAGUUUUGACAAAUUAUUGUAUUUUUUUCUGACUUAUCUAAAUUAGAGGCACAGGAGGUCUGGAAGCCUCUAGUUCCAAAUCAGAAUCCUAUUUUUAGAAUUAUAUAGUCUUGGUCACUUGUUUUUUUUUUUUUUAAACUUAGCAUACGCUGUUUGUUUUUAUUUUGGGGGUAGAUUUUCUAUUUUAUCCAACAAAAAAACUUUCAGAUAUGGGAAGGCAGUUAAUCUUCAUUCUCUUACUGUUUUCUCCUAACUCUCCUACACUAGCUGUAGCAGUCUUGGCUCAUAACCCUUCACAGCAUCUUGGAAAAUCUUGUCUUCCUGUUGCUGUUUCUGACAGGGUUUUCUGAAGCUCCAUAGUGAGUGUACUUUUCAUUUAUGAACUCACUUCCUAUAAAAAGAGGCACAGAGAAGUAUAUUUAGAGAUUACUGUACUGCCAGAAUCCAAGUUACUACUCUACAUUUGUAUCCAUAUUUUCUCUGUAAGCUUUGUUAUAUGAAGGGUGCACUGUUACCUAUCUCAGAGUUUCGUAUCUGUGCACAACUUAAUGAUCUUUGCAACUUAAAAGACCAGACUUGAGGACUCCAAUUCAAUAUGCAGUACUUUAAAAACUCCACAGGUAAUUUUGAUAUUUACCCAAGAAUGAGAAUCACUGGUCUUCCUCUUAAAACUCAGGACUACAAACAGUAAGCUGUGUCAGCCCAGUCUGAGAGAUGACAGAUGAGUUACGGAUAUGCGUGCAUCUAUCUGGAAUAAAUUCUCUAGUCUUUGAAGACAGGGAUACUGGACACUACUAUAGGAAGAAAAGAUUUCCUUCUUUCUGACAGAUGAAUACUUAGCCUCAGAAAAUCCUGCUACUACUAAUAUGUGAGAAAGGUACAUUUUCAUAGUACACUGCAUCAGAAAUGAAUGUAUCCCUUCUUUUGUACAAGUUUAAGUAUAUCCAGCCUUAAAUUUUGUUUCCUGAUCCCACAAGGAAGUUCAAUAUUUUAAUGUUUCCUAUAUAGUUUAACACACACAGAAAAGCAUAGAGAUUAAGAUUGCACAUGAAUGAGCUAGUGCCCUCAUAGGUUUAUGAUGAUCCAUUUAAUUCAUUUUAAAAAGCGAAGAGUAACCACUUAACAGUUCAUGCUGAGUGGCACUCAGGCGGCUCCUUCUUUUAAGCACUGACUACACUGAGUAUAGCUCCCAGCAGGUGUCAUUUCAACCGGUUGAUUCUUCUGCAGAAUAAAUUUGAUAAAAUUGUCACUGUAUUUCCUGUUAGCUUAUAAAACUGUGUCUGAAAACUAGGCAAUUGUUGGCUAGCCUGUAUUUAAAUUAUUGGACUGGUUAAGUGGCCAGAAUGUGGUAUAUGUUCUUUAGCUCCCUACUACUGUGAAUUACUUUGGACUGUAACACGUACAGUUCACUUAGAGGCUAAAUUCAUCAGUCAUACUGAAAAGAAACAACUACAGAUGAUACAAUUUGCAUAUCUUAGGCAUCUAUUAUUUAAAAUUUGGUCUUUACAAAAAUAUAGAAACAAAACUUCCAGGUUUUCCUGUAAAAAUCAUUUUAUUUAGGAAGUAACUCAUACUGGUCUAUAAAUAGAGUUAACAUUUCAUAUUAAAAUGUCACUGUCACAUGUUAGUAUAAAGCACAGCCCCCAAAUAAUGGACACAAAGAGGAUUUAUAAAAAGAUGACUAUCCCAACUGCAUAUUUAAAAAGCUUGUUUUAAUCUCACUUAAACAUUAUACAAUUAUCAUUGCUUUAAGGAUAUGAAGCAAUUACCUUGUAAAAAGGUUUACUUUGGCCCAUGGUUCCAGAAGUUGCAGUCCAAGAUCAAAGCACCCAAUUGCUUUGAGUCUCUGGUGAGGGCAGCACGUCGUGGUGGGACUGCAUGGGAGAGUGAACCACUUAGGUCAAGGGCCAGGAAACCAAGACAGAGAGCCCCAAAGUCCCCUUGAAGGCAUCUUCCAGUGAGCCGAGCACCUCCCAUUAGCCACUGUCCCCAUUUUCACAUGCUGGGAUUGAAUCUGGGGGCACUCUGCCACUGAGCUAUACCUCCAGUCCCUUUUAUUCCAGACAGGGUCUCUGCCAAGGUGGCCAGGCUCGGCUUGAACCUGAGACCCUCCUCUGAGGAUCUGAGGAGCUAGGAGUACAGGCAUGUGCCACUGUGCCACCUCACCACGUCGGGGUUUCACCACUUCCCACCAGUGUCACUCUGGGGACCAGAGUCUUUAACAAAUGGGCCUUUGGGGAAUGUUUUAACAAUGGGCCUCUGAGGAGUGUUUUACAUCCAAACUACAGCACAAUAAUACAUUUCUAUUUAAGAAGCUAUACUCGAGGUAGAAAUUUAAUACACUGUUUCCUCUUUGCAAAGUUUCAGAUUGUCCUGUGAAAGUCUGUUCAGUAAAAGGAAAAUUCUGUUGACUCCAUUCAUGUUGUAUAUACCGUAUUGACCUCAAAAUGAGGAACAGAAUAAUCCUUCUAAAAGCAAGUUUCUAUGAAAUUACCCAGAUAAUAAUAGAACUAGAAAUGUUUGGGUCUUUCCAUUUGUGCCAGAAAACUAAUGAAAAAUAAACACAUUAAACUGAA